UGCGGACCGGGUAGCAACAAGAAUCACUCAAAUCAAGAUGGCGUCGUCCAUGGGUGGAAUGUUUCCCGGUCAGCAGCCGCCUGGUGCGCAUCCCGUCGGGGGUCCUGGUGGACCGGGUCAACCUGGCUUCCCCGGUACCGCUACCAGGCCUCAGGGAAACAAUACGCUAGUGGAUGAACUGGAGGCUUCCUUCGAGGCAUGUUUUGCAUCACUGGUGAGUCAAGACUACGUUAAUGGAACAGACCAGGAGGAGAUUCGAACUGGUGUUGAUCAGUGCAUACAGAAGUUUCUGGACGUGGCUCGACAGACAGAGUGCUUCUUCCUACAGAAAAGGCUUCAGUUAUCUGUGCAGAAACCAGAGCAGGUGGUGAAAGAGGAUGUGUCAGAGUUACGUAAUGAGCUACAGAGGAAAGAAAUGCUGGUUCAGAAGCACUUGUCCAAACUGCACCACUGGCAACAAGUGCUCGAGGAUGUGAGUGUUCAACAUCGCAAACCCUCAGACCUUCCUCCGCCUGGACCACUGGCCUUCCUGGAGCAGGCCUCUGCUAGUCUGCCCCCGGCCCCUUUAAAACCAAACUAACACACAGACACUCAAGGAAACACCAUGUACGUCAUGUGAUGCCCACUGUCAGCCUCUGAGGAAACUGGGGAAGAGUUUGCUGUACAGGGAAAUCAUUCACACAUAUUGCUUCAGUAUUUUGAUUAAUGUAAAUAUUUCUGGUGAUCACUGUUUUUUAAACUGUAGAAAUAAAAUAAGAUUUAUGAGUAUUUUGAA
Lates calcarifer (barramundi perch) is the source of this 775-nucleotide messenger RNA. It is a transcript of the gene med28, whose product is annotated as mediator complex subunit 28. Gene Ontology annotation, cellular component: mediator complex. The coding region runs from base 38 to 580 and encodes 180 amino acids. The transcript has 4 exons. The record is from RefSeq and is a predicted model, not a curated record. Lineage: Eukaryota; Metazoa; Chordata; Actinopteri; Centropomidae.